UACCAAAUGAGCCCUAGUAUACACCUAGGAAAAAGUAGAACUUUCUGAAAAAAACAAGAAGAAACAAACCAUGACUCUUUACUGAUGAUUCAGACAACUGAAAGGAACUGAACAUAGAAACACAAGAAACCACAAUCCCCUUUCUCCAUUGUUGUUGCAGAGUCCAAUGUAGGAGCUGAACCUGAACUCUGUACAUUCCCACCAACUCAACCAAUCUCCAUGGCCAUCAUCGACCAUCAUCGCUCCCUCUUCUCCCUCCUCAUUCUCUUCAUCACCCUCUUCCGAACCCUAACCCCAAAUCCUUCACCACCACUUUCCAACUACAUCGUCGGCUUCACGGAAUACAAGAGCGCCGAGCACCACCGCGCGUAUUUGGAAUCGAGUCUAUGCUCCAAAGGGUGGCGGUGGAUCGAGCGGCGGAACCCGGCGGCGAAGUAUCCGACUGAUUUUGGUGUUGUUUCGAUCGGGGAAUUGGGGGUGGUUGAGGAGAUUCAGAAAUUGGGGUUGGUGAAGUAUGUGAGCUUGGAUAUGAGCUAUACGAGGGGUUUGAUGAAGCUUGAUAGAGGUGAGGUUGGUGGUUCCUUUGUUGAUGGGAACAAGCGCCCUGGGAAGAUCUUCACCAAGAUGUCGUUUUGUGAGGCAGAAGAAGAAGAUGAAGAUUUCAGCAAUCGCAACAAUUCUAUUAACUUGGGGCGACAAUUGUUGAUGCAGAGAUCACAAGUUACUUCCAUGUUUGGAGCAGAAGAUCUUUGGAAGAAAGGGUAUACUGGUGUGAAGGUCAAGAUGGCCAUAUUUGAUACUGGUAUUCGAGCUGAUCACCCACAUUUUCGUAACAUUAAGGAGCGGACAAAUUGGACCAAUGAGGAUACGUUGAAUGAUAAUCUUGGACAUGGGACUUUUGUUGCUGGUGUCGUUGCUGGUGUGGAUACGGAGUGCCUUGGUUUUGCACCAGAUACAGAGAUUUAUGCAUUUCGUGUGUUCACUGAUGCUCAGGUAUCAUAUACAUCAUGGUUCCUUGAUGCCUUCAACUAUGCUAUUGCAACCGAUAUGGAUGUGCUUAAUUUGAGCAUAGGUGGACCUGAUUACUUGGAUCUCCCAUUUGUGGAAAAGAUAUGGGAGAUAACAGCAAAUAACAUAAUCAUGGUUUCUGCUAUUGGAAAUGAUGGACCACUUUAUGGAACUUUGAACAAUCCAGCUGAUCAAAGUGAUGUCAUUGGUGUCGGUGGUAUUGACUAUAGUGACCAUAUAGCCUCCUUUUCCUCACGUGGCAUGAGUACCUGGGAAAUUCCUCAUGGUUACGGCCGUGUGAAGCCAGAUAUUGUUGCUUAUGGACGGGACAUUAUGGGAUCAAAGAUUAGUUCGGGUUGUAAAAGUUUAUCAGGAACCAGUGUUGCUAGUCCUGUAGUUGCUGGUGUUGUAUGUUUGCUUGUGAGCGUCAUUCCUGAACCCGAUCGAAAAAAUAUUUUAAACCCAGCAAGCAUGAAACAAGCAUUGGUUGAGGGUGCUGCAAAGCUGGCUGGGCCUAACAUGUAUGAGCAGGGUGCUGGCAGAGUCGAUCUGUUAAAAUCAUAUGAGAUUCUCAAGAGCUAUAAACCUAGGGCGAGCAUCUUUCCCAGUAUUCUUGAUUAUACAGAUUGUCCUUACUCAUGGCCCUUUUGUCGUCAGCCACUAUAUGCUGGUGCUAUGCCUGUCAUCUUCAAUGCUACCAUUUUGAAUGGAAUGGGUGUUAUUGGCUAUGUUGAAGGUCCACCAACAUGGCAUCCUUCAGAAGAAGAUGGGAAUCUUCUUAGCAUUCAUUUUACAUAUUCUCAGAUUGUCUGGCCUUGGACUGGUUAUUUGGCCCUUCACAUGCAAAUCAAGGAAGAAGGUGCGCAGUUCUCUGGAACGAUUGAAGGUAAUGUGACUCUCAAGGUUUCUAGUCCUCCAGGUCAAGGGGAGAAGGGCCCACGGACUAGCAUCUGUGUGCUUCAAUUAAAGUUAAAAGUUGUGCCAACACCGCCACGAUCAAAACGAGUUUUGUGGGAUCAGUUUCACAAUAUCAAAUAUCCUCCAGGUUAUAUUCCCAGAGAUUCCUUGGAUGUUCGUAGUGACAUUCUUGACUGGCAUGGAGAUCAUCUGCAUACAAAUUUUCACAUCAUGUUCAACAUGUUAAGAGAUGCUGGUUACUUUGUUGAAACCCUUGGUUCUCCUCUUACAUGUUUUAAUGCUCGACAGUAUGGAACACUUCUGUUGGUGGAUCUUGAGGAUGAGUACUUUGCUGAGGAGAUUGAAAAGCUGAGAGAUGAUGUUGUUAAUACUGGAUUGGGAUUAGCUGUGUUUGCGGAGUGGUACAAUGUAGAUACCAUGGUAAAGAUGAGAUUCUUUGAUGACAAUACCCGGAGCUGGUGGACCCCAGUCACUGGAGGUGCUAAUAUUCCUGCACUUAAUGAUCUUUUGGCUCCAUUUCGAAUUGCUUUUGGAGAUAAGAUUCUGAAUGGUGAUUUUCCACUAUUGGGUGAGCAGAAUCGAUACGCAUCUGGAACAGAUAUAGUGAGGUUUCCUAGUGGUGGUUAUGUACAUAGCUUUCCUUUCUUGGAUAGUUCAGAAAGUGGGGCCACUCAGAAUGUGUUGCAGACAUCUGGCACUACCAAGGCCGAUUCUCCAAUUCUUGGUCUCACAGCAAUGGGUGAAGGUCGUAUAGCUGUAUAUGGGGACUCCAACUGUUUGGACAGCAGCCAUAUGGUUACGAACUGUUUUAGACUUCUGAAGAAAAUACUAGAUUUUACUAGCGAGGGUGUUAGAGAUCCAGUGCUUUUCUCUGAUUCAAACAAAAAAGAUACUCCCUUAUAUGAAGAUGAAAACCAGUUACCAUCCCGCAGAACUGAUGUGAAUUUCUCUGCAUAUUCAGCUGUCGUGGGGAAGGAAUUGAUCUGCAGGACUGACACAAGGUUUGAGAUCUGGGGAACCAAGGGCUACAGUUUGCAAGUCAGAGGACGAAACAGAAAAUUGCCCGGUUACCCUGUCAUUGAUUUGGGGAAUGGUUUCAAUUCAUCCUCUGAUAAUUCUAACAACAUUAGGCGUCCGGAGUUAACUGUGAGAAAUAAGGAUGGCCCUCCGGGGAACCGGUAUCUGGGCCUGUUCUAUGGAGAUGAGCUUGAUGCACCUAUGCUGGUUGGUAGUCACUGGCUUUAUCCUGCUGUUUUUGCAGCAACCGGUAUUUUGUUGUUGAGUUUUUGGCGUAUUCGCCAAAGGAGACGUCGACGAAGGAAAGGAGCAAGCUCUUCUGGUAGAUUAGCAGCCAAUUUAUUAUAGUCCAGCAUUAACAUGAAUUGUAAAAGUAGCCCCCAAAGAAAUUCCCAUGUAGUAUUAGCAUAGUAACAAGUUCACGUGUUUUUCCAUCAGCAUCAAUGUAGGAAGAAAGCCAAUUAACUUUGCUUUUUACCUUCAUAUGGAGUUGUAAUAUUUUUCUGUUUGGAUGCUUUUCAAAAGCACAAGUUUUCUGAUUACUAGGUUACGGCCUAAUUAUUAGAAUGUCAUUCAAGCUAUA
Messenger RNA from Lotus japonicus, 3526 nucleotides. RefSeq names its product subtilisin-like protease SBT6.1. The record is from RefSeq and is a predicted model, not a curated record. Gene Ontology annotation, molecular function: serine-type endopeptidase activity. The transcript has 10 exons. The coding region runs from base 220 to 3291 and encodes 1023 amino acids. Lineage: Eukaryota; Viridiplantae; Streptophyta; Magnoliopsida; Fabales; Fabaceae. Gene Ontology annotation, cellular component: Golgi apparatus. Gene Ontology annotation, biological process: proteolysis.